CAUGAGUAAGAAAUUACGUACUAUUAAUGCAUUUAUAUAAAAAAACCUCUUGCGUUAAAAUGCUAUCACGUGUGCUGUGGACUGUGGAGACAAAUUCUAUGGCUAUUGUGUUUACUUCUAUGGUUGCUAAGGCAACGUUGAAACCCAAACAUUAUUAUUGUUAUUACUUUUAGCCAUUCCAUUAAUUUGUGUAUAGUAUAUACUGGUACUACAUCAUGAUAUCUACAUAUUUGCUUAAAAUUAUACUGUAAUAUGAAACUAUUUCGGUAAUUGUAAGAAAAUACAUUUUUUGCGAACAAAUUUAUAAUGGUUCAGUUUGAGUUAAAGAAAAUGUUGGCCGUUUCGGCGGAUGAUAUGAACGAGCAAGAAUUAGAUCAACUGUAUGAUGAAAUCACAAUGGUUGAAAGUGAUCAGCUAAAUUUCGAUUUAGAUCAACUCCAAAGUGAAAACAUGUUUAAAAUGUUCAAAAGAAUAUUAUUGUACAAAGGAGAACAAGUAGAUUCUUUAAUGACUGAAAUCGAAGAACUGGCGACUAAACAAGGAGAAGAAGAAGCGAGAAUAAUUAAAGAUGGGGGAAUGAAUAUUGUUAGCGCGAGCAAUCAAAGUCAAAAUAAACAAACUGAGUUUAUUCAAAAAGAAUUAAACAAAUUAGAAAUGGAAAAUCAACGUUUAAUGGCUGAUGUACAAAUGCAUAAAACAGAAAUCGACUGCAAAGUCAAGGAAAUCGAUAAGUUAUCAGCACAGUUGUCAAAAACUGAGCGCGAAAAGGAUUCACUCCGAAGAGAAUUGGAUGCCGUACAGGAUGAUUUUAUAAAUCGGCCAUCCGACGACCAAAUGACAGAAGGCCACUUAACAAUGGCAGAAAGAUUUAGAGACUUAACUGAAUUGGUUAGACAAAAAAAUCAACACAUCACGCAACUGCUGAACGACAUCGAAGUAUCAGAAAAGGAGAAUAAAAUGAUAAAACAAAUGUUAGCGUCCACGAGGGAUGAACUCCGAAACGCUACGGUGCAUAUAAAUACAUUAAGUUCUGAAUACGGGAACAUUAAAUGCUUGCAAGAUGAAUACAUAGAUCGGAUACUGACUCUAGAGCUAAACGAUAAGGGCCUUCGCAGUCAAAUUGCUGAGCUAGUAGCAGAAAAAGAAAAGUGUGAAGAACAAAUUGAAGAACUAGGCGAUAAAUUAGAAUCCCGAAUCAAACAACUUACUGAGUUGCUGUCCAAAAAAGAUGAAGAAAACGUAAAUUUAAAAUCUCGUUUGGGACCAUCGGGUACACUGGAAAGUCAUAACGAAUACUUGGCAAAACUUCAAGAAACUGUAGCUAGACAAGAAGAUCAAUUAGCGGAGUUUCAAAAACAAAUUCGUCAAGCCACUAACGACUUGAACCGAAGUUCUGCUGCGCUCGAGCACCAAAAGAAACUAUACAACGAGUUGUUAAACAAAAGCAACGAAACCCCUGAGGUGAUUGACUUGCGGCAAAGAUUGCACGAAACCAAAAAGCAGUUAGAAUUGACUACAGACAAAGCGAAAAUAGCAGAAGAAGACGCUACCAGGAAAGCAGAGCAGAUUAGUAAAUUAAUAAUUCAAGUUCGCGAUUUCGAAUCGGGAGUUUUUGGAUUAGAAGAAGCGUUGGAAGAAAACAGAAAAUUAAAAAGAGAUCUAGAAAUAAGAGAUAAUCAAAUAGAAGAGUUAAUUGAUUCCAGUAAUAGAUUGCAUCAAGAAGCAGACCUCUUAGAACAAGACAAUCUGGCAAUGAGAGAAAAAUUAGGAUUGUCCGUCGACGAAGUUGUAAGGCCCAAAGGCAUGAUAGCAAGACACAAAGAAGCACAAACUAAGAUGGCCAUGUUGCAAAAAGAACUAGACGAAUGCAAAGAAACCAUUGUUAAUCUCAAAUUAAAAAAUCGUAGUUUAAACAAGUCUACAGAAUCUGUUAGAAAUAUUCCCCCGGACGGAGAAGGCGUUCAAACACAAAAUGAGAUUUAUAAACACGAGUCUGAUUUAGGAUCCGAAUUAGAAGAUAACGUAAAAGAAUUGAUUGAUGAAAACGAAUCACUCAGGAAGGGAAUGCAUGAAAUACUCGACAGUGUACACAACCAAGAUGGAGCAAGUUUUAUUAGGAUCGAGUGUGAAAGCUUGGAAAGACUUUUGCAAGCUAUGGAUGCUAGACACGUCGCUGGGUGGUAUCAACCCGGAAUGCGACUUUUGGCUAGAAUUCAUCAUUUAGAUGGUGUAAACUCAAAUUUAAGACAUCAACUUCAUUCACUACACGACGCCUUAACUGAAACUCAGAAAGAAUUGCAAAGCGUACAAAACAGCCUACCAACGGCUAAAACCAUCGAAGACAGUAAAGAAAAUGAUAUUACAGAUACAAAUAAUCUGAAUAAGUUACAAAAAGAACAAGAGAAAUCAGCUCAACUAGAAGAUGAGGUAAAAUUGUUCCAAAACAAGUUUCAGCAACUACGAGAUGAAAUGAAAACUUUAAAUUAUGAGUAUGACGUAGAAAAAGAUAAAAUGCGGUCCGUAGUAGAGAAAUUAGAGUUAGAGCUGCAUAAAGCUCGCGAUGAAGAAAAAUCAUUAAAAGAACGGUAUUUCGAACUUGAAAAAUCUUGGAAAGCCUUAAUUGACGAACCCGAUCAGAUCAAGCGACAGCUUUCAUACAAUGUCAUAAGAGUGGCUGCGUUAACCGAAGAACUUCAUGUCACUAAACGUAUGUACGAAUGUUGUCUUGAUUCAGAACAAAUCCAGAAAAAAGACAAACAGAAAGCGUUUGAAGAUAUGUGUGCAAUUAAGACAGCGUAUAGUAAAGAAAUAGAACUAUUAUUAAAAAUCCAAGAAGAAAAAAAUAGCGAGGUGAACAAAAUGAAUGAACAAAUGAACAAUAGUGUACACAUUCACAUGUAUCAAUCAUUACAGCAAGAACUUGAAAUUUUAACUAUAAAACACAGAAAAACAUUACAUUUAGCAUUAUUUAAAGAGGAUACGUACAAAUUGCUGACUGAACGAUUAAUGGCGGAAGUUGUGUUCUUGAAAGAUCAGCGACAAAACGGUGUGAUUACAGCUUCAAAAUUAAACGGUUUAGAUAACGAUCUGGCUAUGUUAAAAGCGGAAAACGUUUCUUGCGUACAACGAGCAGAGCACGCUGAAAAAAUGUAUUCCUUAAUAAAAGAUCAAAUGGGAGAAAUGGAAGCCAGAUGUAAAAGUCUCGAGCAAAAUCUUUGCGACAUGAUCGAUGCCAACUUAAAAUGUCAAACAGAAGAAGUACGUUUGCGCGAGACAACUGUGAAUAUGGUCGAAGAAUCCGAGUAUGACAAAAUAGCUGAACAAUAUAAAACUGCUCUUAAUAAUCUAAAUCAAUCAAUAGAAGAAAGAAACCGGUUACUUAGAAUAUUAGACAUCACCCAGAGCCAAGUGCAAGAUCUAGAACACCAUCACAAACGAUUGGAUCACAAUCAUGAUGUUAUGCAAAGACGGAUUAUUGAAUUGCAAGCUUUAAGUGAAGAAAAAUCAACAAUUGACAGAUUAAUGCGGGAAAUCGCAAGCCACGAAGAUAAACAAAUAGCUUCGGCUAUAGAAGAAAACCGAUUAAAGGCGUUAGUACAAGAUCAGCAAACAAUAAUAGCCAAUUUGGAAUGUAAAAAUGAUGACAUUUUAGAAAAAUAUAAUUCGAUUACCGAACGCUACAAAACCAAAAUAAUGAGAUUGGAAAAAAUUGUAGUCGAUUUGCAAAACCGUUAUUGCGGUGCAGUACCAUUAGUGUCCGAACAAAUUUGGGUAACGCACAAACAAAAACUUGAAGAAGCAUUAAUGAUCACGUAUCGGAAAUGGCUUGAUGAUGAUGAUAAAGAAAAGACCAUCGCUGACGAUAUAGUUUUCGUACCGAUUCAAACAUCUGAUGAUUAUCGUUUAGAAUUUACUCAGCUGCAGUUAAAGGAAUUAAACGUACAGAUGACUUGUGACGAUUUGCGAAAAAAAAUGCAGCUUUGCACGGAACGAAUCGAAAAACAAGACUGUUUCAUCAAAAGUCUUGAGAAAGAGAUAUUGAGAAUGGAUACCAAAUACAUGCAUAAUUUUUUAUUAUGGGGAUCUAAAGACCACGAAUUCAUGGAUGCCACAGAAAGGCCAAAGAAAUUAGACAAACAAAUCAGCGCUCAGACGGAAAACGAUUUUGAAACUUUAGAGAACAAAAUCGAAGACUUGAGUAGGCAGUUAAUAACAGCAAACAACACAAUUCGAGCGGAAAAAGAACGCAGUAAUUUAGCAAUUGAAAAACUGCAAGCAUCAAUGAAUGAUCUAGAAAUUUGCAAGAAUCUAUUAGAAAAUGAACUGGUUGAAAAAGACGACCAUAUAAGAAGACUAAACAUCGCCUUGGCAUCAAACGAACCGUCAGACAACAACACACAAAAUCCUGCACUGUUGGCUACAAUAGAAAGUUUAGAAACGAUUAUUAGCCAAAAAGAGGAAACCAUAAAUAGGCUUCAAGAACUUCUAAAGGAAUGCCGAGAAGAACACGCGAAAGAAAUAACGGAAUUACAGAAGAAAACAGAAUCUCUGAAUUUAAACACUAAAAAAUCGCAGGAAGAUGUGGUUUCACCCAUUCGCUCUACCAACAUUAGGCCUGUUGUCAAUCAAUACAUGUUAAAAAUAGCCGACUUAGAAGAUAGGCUUAAACAAGCCGAAGACGAACUGAAUCAAGCGAAUUCAGAAAAAGAACAUUGGAGUGGUGUGGCUGAAAGAAGGCUGAAAGAAAUGGAACAAAUGAAGACCGAGGACGAAUCCAAAGAGAAAGAUGCAGAGAUAACAAGACUUAACGAAAUUAUAAUGGGGCUACAAGCCAAGAGAGAUACUUUACCAGCUCAGAGAGAUAGAUUAAGAAUGGAAGUGGAUAAAAUGAAAAAAAAACAAGAAGAUUCCGAAAGGCGUGAAAAGGAAGACAAAGCGGAAAUACAAAAGUUAAGACAGCAGAUAAUUUACAGACCACCUGCCAGUGGAAAACGAGACGAAACUAUGACUGUUGUGAAAGAAGAAGUCUUGUGCAAAAAAAUAAAAACUUUGGAAUCAGAAUUGGACGAAUACAAAAAAAGAGAAGAACAAAAUAAGCUUCUCAAAAAAAUGAAAUCCGACGAACUAGUCGGCAAAUGGGAGAUGAAUAAACGUCGUCAAGCAACCAUCGAAAAACUUCAAACUCAGUUGCUUGAAGUUACCAGAGAGUGUGAAUCUCUACGGUCGUAUAACCAAAGACUGAGAGAGAAUUUGGCACGAAUGGAAAAAGACCGGAACGGUUUAGAAUUAAAAUUGAAAUCUGCCAACUCCGCUGUACAAUCGAGCGCGUUAGCAAACAGUCUUAUCGAGGAAUUAACUUUAGAGAAGGACAGACUAGCUAAUGAAUUGUAUACUCUUCGUAGUGCCAAAGAAUUGACAUCAGGCGGUACGUCACUAGCCGAGGUGGUCGUUGAGCUCAGGCGCAAGAUAUCUGCUUUGGAAUUACUACAAAAGGGUGGAAGUAGUGCUUUGAUAAAAGAAAUAGAAAAUUUAAAGGAUAAAAAAUGUAGACUGGAAAAAACAAAAUCUGCACUCGAAGAAGAAAAUAUUAGAUUAAAGAAGACCGUCGACCGAUUACAGUCCGCAGAUAAUAUGAGUGGAGUGUCCAGUUUGAGUUCAGAAUCAGACCUUGGUAACGACAGAAAACGCACGGCAAAACUAGAGCGGUUAGUGAUUAUGCUGAGAACUGCCGUCGACAAGUUGAAGGAAGAAAACAAAAACUUAUCUCUCGAACGAGUCGUUACUAACAUUGAUGAUAAGGUCGGUCAGAGUUACGUUGAAAAAUUACAAAAAGAACUGCAAUCCAUUCAAAGCUAUUACUUGGACUCGAGCGAAAAGUGUUCUCAUUUAGAACAACAGUUAUGUGAUUUUAGGUCGCAGUAUCAAGCGGUGUUGGCUGAAAACGAGAACUUAAAAAAUCAAUUAGAAAAAAAAUGCUAUCUAUUGAGCAAAACUAAAACCAUGUUAGAAAAAGCAGCGGCAAGAGAACAGCUUAUAAUGGAGCCUGAUCGUCAAAAACCAAUUUCCAGCACUCAUUUUAUUGAUUAGGCACCUAUUUUUCUCCCACUCCUAUAAUAUAAUUUUUCUAUUUUCUUUUUUUUUUAUAACUGUUAAGUAUCAAAUUCCAGUCUACUCAUGUGUUCAAAGAUGAUAAUAGUCUUAUAUAUUUUCAAAAUAUGUUAUUUUUAUAUUCUACACUAUACCUAAGCCCUUUAAAUAAAAAUAUGUUUAAACCUGACAUAAAUCUAAAUUUUUAGCAAUAACCCCGCUCCAAUUACAAUCCUCUCAAAUGACAAUUUACUGUUACAACGAUUUGGUAACCCAUUUUUUCCCUCGUUUAAUAAAACUUAAGCAAGGGAAGAAUAGGAUUAUUGCAUGGAUUUCCGAUAUGAACCAUCACCGUUACGGACUUGUUGAUGUUAUACUGGCUAAUUUUUACACUUGUCAUUGAUGA
Messenger RNA from Adelges cooleyi (spruce gall adelgid), 6493 nucleotides. It is a transcript of the gene Cep290, whose product is annotated as centrosomal protein of 290 kDa. Bases 307 to 6087 code for a protein of 1926 amino acids. The record is from RefSeq and is a predicted model, not a curated record. The transcript is spliced from 30 exons. NCBI's taxonomy places the organism in Eukaryota, Metazoa, Arthropoda, Insecta, Hemiptera, Adelgidae.